Molecule: messenger RNA, 1020 nt
Organism: Macroventuria anomochaeta
Lineage: Eukaryota; Fungi; Ascomycota; Dothideomycetes; Pleosporales; Didymellaceae
Product: Zn-dependent exopeptidase
Exons: 8
Coding region: 1-1020 (339 amino acids)
Biological process (GO): proteolysis
Molecular function (GO): metalloexopeptidase activity
Source: RefSeq, a predicted model, not a curated record
AUGGAUCUGCUGACUGCAUGGCCGUGUUGCUAUCCACGACGGACCAAUUGCCGGCCAUCGCUCUCAUGGCCACCGCCUGUUGUCAUUGCGGGGCCAAAGCAAGUCCAGCCCCGAACUCUAUUCACUAUCGAGACUGCGCCCGGUCAGACUCUGUCCUCUAGCGGAGGUUGUGGAAGCCACUUCUUGGAUAUCACAGGGUUCAACACCGAAAUCAAAGCCGUCAAGGUCCCUGCUCCACGUCUGUUCCCUAAGCUCAAAUGGGACAACAUCAGGAACAACCUCGAGAAGUAUGCAACUUACCAUACGCGCUUCUCCGAAACCGUCACGGUACUGAAGUCGAAGAAGCAGGGCGUAACCGCCAAUGCCUUCCCGCACGUACUCUGGCCCCAGAAGUCCAUCGUUGUCACGGUGCCGGGGCGAAGCAACGAGAUGGUCAUCGUCGGUGCCCACCUGGACUCCGUAAACGGCGCAAACCGUCUGGAAGCUAGAGCACCAGGUGUGGACGACAACGCUUCGGGCUCUUUCCUGCUACUCGAGUCACUCCGUGUGCUUCUGUCUGACAAAGACUUUGGGCUAAGCAAGCUGCAGAACACCAUCGAGUUCCACUGGUAUGCUGUCGAGGAGGGCGGUCUGCGAGGUAGCCAGGACAUCUUCACUCAGUAUGCCAACGCCGGGAGGGACGUACGGGCUAUGCUGAACCAGGAUAUGCCUGAAAGCUUCGGUCUAAUUACUGACUUCACUGAUCCAACUCUGAAUGAGUACAUCGGCCGUAUCAUCGACGAGUAUAUCGACAUUGAACGCGUCAACAGCGUCUGUGGCUAUGCUUGUUCUGACCACGGCUCUGCUACGAGAAACGGAUACCCUGCUUCCUUCAUCUUCGAAGCUGCGUUUGAGUGCCGCAAUCUUCACAUCCACACAGCGAACGAUACUAUCGAGCACAUUGAUCCUAAGCACGUCCUUCAGCAUGGACAGCUCGUGCUCGGCUUUCUGUAUGAACUUGGCUUCAGCAAGAGCAACUAA